Molecule: messenger RNA, 4090 nt
Organism: Syngnathoides biaculeatus (alligator pipefish)
Lineage: Eukaryota; Metazoa; Chordata; Actinopteri; Syngnathiformes; Syngnathidae
Gene: aox6
Product: aldehyde oxidase 6
Exons: 35
Coding region: 44-4090 (1348 amino acids)
Molecular function (GO): FAD binding; xanthine dehydrogenase activity; iron ion binding
Source: RefSeq, a predicted model, not a curated record
AUUAACUGCAGGAAGCAUUGCAUGUUGAGAAGUAACUCUUCAAAUGGCUGAAGUGAAAACAUCUGCAGGCGCAGAAACGGACACUUUGUGCUUCUUUGUCAAUGGAAAAAAAGUGCUAGAGAAGGAUGUGGAUCCUGAGACGACGCUCUUGUCCUUCCUCAGACAGAAGUUGAGGCUAACUGGGACGAAAUACGGCUGCGGCGGAGGAGGCUGCGGGGCUUGCACAGUGAUGGUCUCACGCUACAGACCUGCCGACAAAACCAUUUAUCAUUACUCAGCCAACGCUUGUCUGCUUCCGCUCUGUCAGCUUCAUGGAGCUGCUGUCACCACGGUGGAAGGCAUUGGUAGCACUAAAACCAGGAUCCACCCAGUCCAGGAGCGAAUAGCGAAGUCACACGGCUCACAGUGUGGCUUCUGCACACCCGGCAUGGUGAUGUCCAUGUACACCCUCUUGCGUAACAACCCUCAGCCCAGCCUGGAGGACAUCACUCAGGCACUGGCCGGGAAUCUGUGCCGUUGCACUGGCUAUCGUCCAAUCAUUGAUGCCUGCAGAACCUUCUGUCAGGAAGCCAACUGCUGUCAAGUCAACAGAAUCCCGAACAGUGGCAGUGAGAAAGAAAUAAAAAAUGAAACUCCUUUGUUGUUUGACAAGUCAGAGUUCCUUCCGUUGGACCAAACACAGGACUUGAUCUUCCCUCCAGAACUAAUUCUGAUGGCGGAGAGGUCCAGCCUACAGACACUCAUCUUUCAUGGUGAGAGAGUUACAUGGAUUUCCCCUGUCCUGCUGGAGGAGCUGGUCCAGCUCAAGACCAGUAACCCACAGGCUCCACUGAUCAUGGGAAACACAAGUAUAGGCCCAGCAGUUACAUUUAAGGGCAUUGUGCACCCAUUGGUGAUAUCUUCCAUCAGAGUCAAGGAGCUGUUUGAGGUGACAGAGACAACACAUGGUGUUUGGGUGGGAGCAGGCUUCACACUUUCUGAGGUCCGGGCUAUUUUGAAGAAGCUGUGCCGCCAGUUUCCAGAGGCAAAGACGGAGCUGUUCAGAGCAUUGAUCCAGCAGAUAGGAAAUGUCGGAAGCCAGCAGAUCCGUAAUGUUGCUACUCUUGGAGGAAACAUCAUGAGUGCGUAUCCAAAUUCUGACAUGAAUCCAGUCCUGGCAGCUGGGAACUGCAGCGUGAGCACCAUCUGUAGUGGAGGACAACGAGAGGUUCCCCUCAAUCAGGAAUUCUUUUUGACCUUUGGAGAAACAGUCUUGAAGCCAGAGGAGAUUGUUGUCUCUGUGCUGAUCCCUUUUUCUCGAAAGGGAGAAAUUGUUCGAGCAUUUCGCCAGGCUCCAAGGAAGGAAAGUGCCUUCGCCACAGUAACAACUGGGAUGCGAGUGUUAUUCUCUGAAGGAUUCAGAGUAGUGGAGGAUGUCAGUAUAUACUUCGGAGGUAUUGGACCAACCACAGCCAGAGCCACCAAAACCUGUGCAGCUAUCAUUGCACGACCUUGGAAUGAUGAAACCCUCAGAUGGGCUUAUGACAUCCUCAUGAAAGAAUUUCAACUCUCACCUGCAAUUCCGGGAGGAAAAGCAGAAUUCCGUCGCACUCUGACUCUCAGCUUCCUCUUUAAAUUCCACUUAGAGGUCCUGCAGAGCCUCGGAAAGAUGAAUGUGAUUGAAGACACUGUUCUCAAAAAGAUGGAACCAUUGCCCAGAGAAAUCCAGCUGAGCCAGCAGGAGUACCAGGAUGUAUCUGAGGGACAGCGUGAUGAGGACCCAGUGGGCCGUCCCAUCAUGCAUAGCUCUGCCAUAAGCCAGGCCACAGGCGAGGCAAUUUACUGCGAUGACAUCCCUCAGAUCGAUGGAGAGCUUUUCCUGGCUCUUGUCACCAGUUCACGGGCGCAUGCUAAGAUCAUAAAUGUGGACGUGAGCCAUGCUCUGCUUCUUCCUGGUGUCGUUGAUGUCAUCAGAGCCAAAGAUAUCCCUGGGAAGAAUACCCGAGUAAUUUCUGGGUAUGAAGAAGAAAUACUCGCUGGGACGCAGGUGUCAUGCAUCGGUCAGAUAGUGUGUGCUGUUGUGGCAGACACCAGAGCCCACGCCAAAAGAGCUGCGUCAGCAGUGAACAUCAUCUAUGAAGACUUGCCCGAACCCAUUUUUACUAUUGAGGACGCCAUUAGGAGGUCGUCCUACUUUGAGCCAAAGAGGAAGCUCGAGAGAGGAAAUGUAGAAGAGGCCUUCAGAAGUGUCGAAAUGAUUCAUGAAGGUUUAAUCCGCAUUGGAGGCCAGGAGCAUUUCUACAUGGAGACCCAGAGCAUGCUGGUAUUACCAGUGGGCGAGCAGGGGGAGUUUAAAAUUCAUGUGUCCUCUCAGUGGCCUACAUCAGUUCAGAUCGCCGUCGCUGAGACGUUAGCUAUCCCGGCAAACCGAAUCAGCUGUCAUGUGAAGAGACUGGGCGGAGGAUUUGGAGGGAAAGUUGUUAAAACCAGCAUACUUGCUUGCAUUACUUCUGUGGCUGCGUGGAAGACCAAUCGUGCAGUCCGUUGCGUUCUGGAGCGAGGUGAAGACAUGCUGAUCACUGGCGGACGACAUCCUGUUCUGGGAAAAUACAAGGUUGGCUUCCAGAAAGAUGGAAAAAUUCUGGCUGCAGAUAUCCAAAUUUGGACCAAUGCCGGCAAUGCAGUUGAUGAAUCCAUCUUUGUAUUGGAGAAGAUCCUGCUUCAUCUUGAUAACGCCUACAAUAUUCCAAAUCUGCGUGGCAGAGCUACUGCCUGUAGAACCAACCUGCCUUCCAACACCUCGUUCAGAGGCUUUGGGGUGCCUCAGGCCGCCUGCAUUAUAGAGAACUUCAUCAUUGAUGUGGGGCUAGUACUGCAGUGUCCAGCAGAUCAGGUUCGGGAGAGGAACAUGUACAAAGGGCCGUCACUCACCCACUACAAGGUUGAGUUCAGCCCAGAGAACUUGCUACGCUGCUGGGAUGAAUGCAAGCUCAAAUCGGACUAUUGUGGUCGUCGCAUUGCUGUGGACACGUUUAACCAGCAGAAUCGGUGGAAGAAGAGAGGGCUCUCCAUCAUACCGAUCAAAUAUGGCAUCGGCUUCUCAGACAGUGUCAUGAAUCAAGCUGCUGCUUUAGUGAACAUCUACAGAGACGGAUCUGUUCUGGUAACUCAUGCCGGGACAGAAAUGGGUCAAGGAGUUCAUACAAAAAUUCAGCAGGUGGCAAGUCGAGAGCUUCACAUCCCGCUGUCAAAAGUCUACAUCAGUGAAAGCAACACCAGCGCAGUUCCUAACACAUUUCCUUCUGCUGCCUCCUUUGGCACGGAUGCCAAUGGUAUGGCUGUGAAGAACGCCUGCCAGACUCUUUACCAACGACUGGAGCCAAUCCGACAGAAGAACCCCAAAGGAACUUGGGAGAGUUUGGUCCUUGCUGCCAUUGAGAUGAAGAUAAGUUUGUCUGCUACUGGAUAUCACAGGGGUCCAGACUGCUAUAUGGAUUGGGACAAGAUGGAGGGUCAUCCUUAUCCUUACUACACAUAUGGAGCCUGCUGUUGCGAGGUGGAGCUCGACUGUCUCACCGGAGACUACAGGACAGUGACGACAAACAUUGUGGUCGAUAUCGGCAAAAGUUUGAACCCAUCUCUGGACAUUGGCCAGAUUGAAGGUGCCUUCAUGCAGGGUUUGGGUCUGUACACGCUGGAGGAGUUAAAGUUUUCUCCCACCGGCCUUCUGUACACUCGAGGUCCAUCUCAGUACAAAUUGCCUGCUGUGUGUGACAUGCCGCUGAGUUUCAACGUCUAUCUCCUACCUGACUCCUACAAUCCCCAUGCCAUAUACUCAUCCAAGGGUAUUGGUGAACCCGUCCUCUUCUUGGGCAGUACAGUAUUCUUUGCCAUUAAAGAUGCUGUUGCAGCAGCACGCAAAGAGGUCGGCCUUACAGGUCCGUUUUCUUUGGACAGCCCAGCUACUCCAGACAGGAUUUGCCUUGCGUGUGCAUCCCCCUUCACCCAGAAUCAAGAGAACGAAACAGGAUGUUUCCAGCCAUGGGCCAUAGACAUCUUAAAGGCUCCGCCAUCAAAUGUGUCUGUUGACAGUUAUUUUAGUAACAAGUAA